Messenger RNA from Caenorhabditis briggsae, 1200 nucleotides. It is a transcript of the gene Cbr-nas-12, whose product is annotated as Protein CBR-NAS-12. The coding region runs from base 1 to 1200 and encodes 399 amino acids. Gene Ontology annotation, biological process: proteolysis. NCBI's taxonomy places the organism in Eukaryota, Metazoa, Nematoda, Chromadorea, Rhabditida, Rhabditidae. The record is from RefSeq and is a predicted model, not a curated record. Gene Ontology annotation, molecular function: zinc ion binding; metalloendopeptidase activity. The transcript is spliced from 5 exons.
AUGUUGUACACAACAGAUAUUUCCUUAUUUUUUGUAAUCCUAUUAAAUCUGUGUACAGUAUCCAUUGCUGUGAAGCAGUCAUGGGAAAUUAAUCAAGAUCUAGUUACAAAUGAAAAUAAAGAGCAUACAGUGUUUGGAGAUAUGCUUUUAACUCCUGCCCAAUUACUUCGCUAUGAGAAUUCUAAAGAUUCUGAUUUGACGAUUCGUGGUGUUUCUAUAAAAGGAAAUUCCAAUAAUCGUUGGGAAAAUAAUAUUGUUCCAUUUGUGAUUUCCCCCCAAUACUCUGCAACUCAAAAGAAAAUUCUAAUAUCUUCUCUUCGUUAUUUCGAAAGAGUAUCUUGUUUCAAAUUCGUUGACCGUACCACUCAAAAUGACUAUCUAUUCAUAGUUCCUCUGGAUGGAUGUUACUCCUAUGUUGGUAAAAUUGGCGGGAGACAGGCUCUUUCCUUAGCCGCUGAUUGUAUUGCUGAUUACAUUAUUUGGCAUGAAAUGAUGCAUGCGAUUGGAUUUGAACAUGAACAUCAGAGACCUGAUCGAGAUUCAUUCAUUCGGGUUGACUAUUCGAAUGUUAUUCCAGGUCAAAUGAUCAACUUUGAUAAACUUCAACAAUCCCAGGUUGAGUUCCCAGACUCCUACGACUACAAAUCCAUCAUGCAUUAUGAUGGAUACGCAUUCGGCAGAGUGGAUGGAGUCCGUCAGGUUCGAUUAGCUACUAUGAUUCCUCUGAAACCAGGUGUUCGAUUGGAAGAUAACAUGAAGUUCACUGCAACUGAUAUCGAGAAACUGAACAGAUUAGGUCAAUGUGGUACACGGGGUGGUCAGUACAGUAAUCAAGGAGUGGUGGCUGCAACAUGUAAAGAUGUGGCUACUGCAAUUAGUUGUGAAGGAAAUAGAAGGGUAAGAAGUGGUAAUGCAGCAUACACCGUAAUUCUAAAUUCUGAAUUGCAGCGUGGAAUGUGCAAGAAUCCAUUUUACAAACAAAUGAUGAUCAAAUCAUGUCAGAAGACGUGCAGACUGUGCUCAUAUGCUAGGAGUAUUGAUGAAGACGAAAACUUGACGCCGAAUACCACACGAAAACCGUUAAAGUGCGAGGACAAACAUCCUCGAUGUGAUGUUUACUCCCAAAAUGGUUUCUGCUCACUUCCCUUUUAUGAUGAUGUUCGAUAUCAACUUUGUGCCAAAACGUGUAAUUUAUGUUAG